CGUCUCUUUUGCAACAACAAUACUGUGCGGAGCGCAGAAGACAGCGGGGCUAUAACAGGGACGUGGUCGGGGAUGGAAGCGCCCUCUCAGCAUGCUGUUCUGUGACUUCUCACUGUGCCCAGGCUGCAGGACAGGACUCGCCCCUGACCCCGUGCAGGGCUGUAUAGACAGAGACUACAGAGGAGUCACUGGUCUGCCUGUCAUGACCGUGUGCCGACACAGAGAGUGACAGCAGCAGAGAGCCAGCCUGGAUCCUCCCCCCCCUGGCAGAGCUGCUGUGGUACCAGUCACAGGGUGGUCUAUAGAGGAGUGUCUGCAGCCAGCAGGUGGAAAUGCCUCACUGUUUUGCCUAUGGCUGCACCAACCAUAGUGGGAAACUUCCCUCGGCGGUCUCCAUGCACUCAUUUCCCAAGGAGCUGCCUCUUGCAGAAACCUGGGUACAUCAUAGCCGCACCGACGUGGGCGACAUUCAAGAGUUUGUACGAAACACCUUACUAAAGAACCCAGGGCACUUUGUUCUUUGCUCAGAGCACUUUGAGGAGGACAUGUUUGAGAUGAAUGGUGACUCCCUACUAAUUCCUUCUGGACCAAACUACAAACGACCAAGACAAAAACUAAAAGCGAACGCAGUUCCAACUCUUUUCUCCACUGGUGCUCCUAAGCUACGCAGACAAGCAGCUCAGCACUUGAAGAUUCAUGAAAGAAAGCAGCUAUUGGACAAUCUUCUUGAGCAACAGAAACGGCCCAGACUAGAAGAACAGACGACCGGUCCAUCCACAUCCCAGGAUUCUGCAGAGCAGGAUGAUGACUCUGUAAAUGAACGUCCAAGAAAGCUCCAGCUCUGGAGAAGACAACUACUUCCUCUGAAGUCCCAGUUUCUAAAGGACAGUUUCAGCCCUGUUCCCAGAGCCUUGCAGAGAAAGACUCCGGCCACUCUGAAUCGGAUAGCGGUGUAUUUCUCUGACGAGGAGUGGGAAAUGCUCGAGGAAUGGCAACGAGAACUCUACAAGAACAUGAUGAAGGAGAACUAUGAAGCUUUAAUAUCACUUGGAUACCCUACUGUCAAUCCAAACAUAUUAAUGAAGAUCAAACAGGAAGAAAUCAUGCGCUACACAGAUCAGUGUCCUCCAGAUGACUUGGAACAGCCAGACAGCCCCAUGGCAGACUAUACCAAUGAGGAGGAGGAUGCUCUUUCAAGGUUAAAAUAUGAAAAGGAUCAUUAUGUAAAGGUUGAUCUGCAAUCACAAGGAGAAAUGAAGGGGUACCUCAAUUCAUCAGACAACCUUCCUAUUGUCACAAGCAUCGAAGAAGAUCAUAUUGGCAAAUUGAACGGCCAGCAGGAGCCCCUUUCUAUGGCGUACACUCUUUCCCAGUGUUUUAAUGAUCGUAUAAAUGGUGAAUUAUAUCCAGCAUCUAAAUGGAAAGCAAUAAAUAUGUCACCCAAUGGUUUUCCUACACUCUGUUCCGACAAAAGAACUUUAAGCCCAAUCACGACCGUACAGCAGGUGGGCAGUGGACAGUAUACCUGGUGGUUGUGUGAAAAGAAUCUUUCAUGUACCGACUUGUCCUCCAAGCAGGGCAAGUCCAUGGAGCAGAGACCAUACAAGUGUUCAGAGUGCGAGAAGAGCUUCACCGUUAAAUCCAACCUGAUCAAGCAUCACCGUAUUCACACCGGGGAGAGGCCGUACAAGUGCACACUCUGCUCCAAAAGCUUCAGCCGCAACUCCCACUUGAUCACCCACCAGAGAACACACACAGGGGAGAGGCCUUAUAAGUGCAACGAGUGCGAGAAGAGCUUUAUCCAAAACUCUGUGCUGAUCCAACACCAACGGAUCCACACAGGAGAGCGGCCAUUCAAAUGUGACGAAUGCAAUAAGAGCUUCAGCCAGAAGUCGUGUCUCAUACGUCACCAAAGAACUCACUCCAGAUAAGGUUGUCGAAGGUGGACCAUAACAUACAGGGAUUUCUACGGAAAUGGGUCUUUAGGAAGUACCAAAGACCUAAGCCAAACCGUUUAUUUUUAUUUUUAUGGAUAACUAGCAAUAAAAAGGUCUGCAAUUUUUUUUAUUGGAUGCCAGACCGUUAACCAGUUGUGCAUCAUACCUGGCAUUUGGUGCGGCCGUUGGGUCCUACAUUUGAUCAACUUUGGUGCUGCCGCUUCAGAAACCUAUUUGAACACUAAGAGACUCUUAAAGGUAGUGGAGGUAUUGUAUAAGAUUAGAUAAAGGGUCUGCUUUAAAAAAAAAAAAAAUUAAAAAAUAAAGAAUCAUUUUCUCAGCUCUACUCCAGAGCUGCAAAACCAGGCAUGGACUAUGGACAAGAGGGGAGCUUUUAUAGGGAAAAAAUGCAGAUCCUUUAUUUCUAAUACCUUUAAAUUUUUUAAGGAAUGUUUGUUUUCCAACGGGUAAUACUUGAAAAAUAUUUAAAGGGUUGUCCAGGUUAUGGAUAUUGAUGACCUAUCCUCAGGUCGGACACCUGCAGCCCCCACCGAUCAGCUGUUUCAGGCAGGCACAUCACCAGAAACUAUACAGUGCUUGGUACACUGCGUAGUUUCUUUUGAAUGAGAAAUGAGCUGCAGUACCUCAGCAUGGCCACUAGACUGUGUACGGAGCUGAGUAUAUUUCCUGUGCCGCAGGCGCCUGCAACAGCUGAUUGUGGCUGUGCAGGGUGUCAGACCCCCACCAAUCCUGAGGAUAGGUCAUCAAUGUCUGUAGCCCGGACAACCCCUUUUAAUGUUUUUUAAAAAGAAAAAGACCUCUACAUCUCAAAUCUGUCAAUCGUAUGACAAGAGCACUUAGUACUUUUUUUUUUUUUUUGUCAAACACUAAGCACUAUGCAAUCGCCUUACUGUGAUUUGCAUAUGGGAGCAUGUAUAGGACCUCUAAAAUAGAGGAACACGUUUUAUGGAUCGAGACCAAACGUGGACAACCAGCGUCUGUUUUUGACCUCCGCUAAUAGAUAUGCAAUACUUUCAAUCACUGACCGUUUUUUUUGUUGAUAAUCUGACGCUGAAACAUUGUGUUCCAGCAUAAAAAAAAAAAACAAAGGUUGGGAAUGACUGCUUUCAACCAAAAAAAAAAAAAAAGAUACAUAUUUAAAAAGUUGUCUAAUGUAGCUCUUAUAUGCAAUUCAAGAAGCCAGACUCUAGAAAAAGUUGCUAGCUCACUGAGAGUAUUUUUUUAUUAUUACGGAUUACUCCUCCUGCCGGAGGUUGACAAGGAAAGUGUUCUCGCUUUUUGUAAGUUGAAGUUUUCAUCGUUGUUGUUUUUUUUUGUUUUUGUUUUUUGUUUGUAUCAAAAAAAAUGUUUUAACAAAUUGUGUUUUUAGAAGCGCAGCUUUACUAGUAUUCUUUGACAAAUGCAGAGUAAUUAUACUUGCAGGAUCCUGAUACCAGCAGCUAUAUGGAAUAUUCUGCAUAUAAAAAGUAUUACAAAAUAAUAAUAAAAAUAAGGUAAGGUUGGUGGCUAACGGGCACUUGUGGCCUUUCAAAAUGGACAGUGUUAUGACUGAACGUGCACUACGCAGGUGUUUUUUGUUUUACUGAGGAGGUAGAAGAUACAAGAAUCUUGUAUACUGUAUUCAAUUUUAGCUCAUGUUUUUAUGAAAGCGGUACUUUUCUGGAUUCUUGCAGAAAGCAGUGAUGUCAUCUCGUAUGUGGGCCUCUUCAGU
Messenger RNA from Bufo gargarizans (Asiatic toad), 3669 nucleotides. Its product is annotated as zinc finger protein interacting with ribonucleoprotein K-like. The record is from RefSeq and is a predicted model, not a curated record. Gene Ontology annotation, molecular function: DNA-binding transcription repressor activity, RNA polymerase II-specific. Lineage: Eukaryota; Metazoa; Chordata; Amphibia; Anura; Bufonidae. Gene Ontology annotation, biological process: negative regulation of transcription by RNA polymerase II. The transcript has 8 exons. Bases 333 to 1931 code for a protein of 532 amino acids.